Messenger RNA from Polistes canadensis, 1940 nucleotides. RefSeq names its product zygotic gap protein knirps-like. The transcript is spliced from 2 exons. Gene Ontology annotation, biological process: regulation of DNA-templated transcription. The record is from RefSeq and is a predicted model, not a curated record. Bases 1 to 1389 code for a protein of 462 amino acids. Lineage: Eukaryota; Metazoa; Arthropoda; Insecta; Hymenoptera; Vespidae. Gene Ontology annotation, molecular function: DNA-binding transcription factor activity; sequence-specific DNA binding; zinc ion binding.
AUGAACCAAAUGUGUAAGGUCUGUGACGAGCCAGCUGCUGGAUUUCAUUUCGGUGCUUUCACGUGCGAGGGUUGCAAGUCAUUCUUCGGUCGUACGUACAAUAACCUGGGUAGUAUUUCGGAAUGCAAGAACGGAGGAAAUUGCGUGAUCAAUAAGAAAAAUCGUACGUCAUGCAAGGCCUGCAGAUUGAAGAAAUGUUUGAUGGUUGGUAUGUCGAAGUCAGGUUCGCGUUACGGUAGGCGUUCCAAUUGGUUCAAGAUCCACUGCCUACUUCAGAAUGGGACUAACUCUAACCAGAGUAACGAUGUUGCAUCCUCCGCCCUAUCCCCGUUUGGAUCUGCCUUCCUUCCGGGAUUCUUACAACAACCUCAAGGUCAGCAGGCUGCUGCCGCUGCUGCUGUUGCUGCUGCUGCCUCCGUUUAUGGGUCUAAGGACGUCAAGGAUUCUCCUCCUGAUCAAUCGAGACAAUUUCCUGAACAAAUCAAAUCACCUCAUCCGGAUGACAUUGCUUUGCACGCACAAUUGCAUAUGUUAAAUUGGCAAAGAGAUAACGAUAGGACAUAUCCUAAUGGUCAACAACAACAACAACAGGCAUCUUCGGAACCAUCGAGGGAUGCAUUGUCACCCUCUUCGCGUAAACGAAGAAACAUCGAAUCACAACAAGAACAAGAACAAGAAGAGAUGCAACAACAACAUCAUCAUCAUCAUCAUCAGCAUCAACAACAACAACAACAAGUGUUGCAACCAACUUCUUCGCCAAAUUAUUCGCUGAAUUAUAUGCAAUCGGCGGAUGUAGUACCUAGUAGUGUACCUGAAGUUUUUCGGCCAUUCUUAUCGAACUGCAAAACGUUAUCGGAACCGGCAAGUGAUUGCGGUAGCUCCCCGAACGAUAAUGGAACCGAUAGACUUCAAGAUGGCGAAUCUAGAUGCAAUUCUGCCAUGAGUUAUUCCAAUUCCAAGAGAACAUCACCCGAUCAAUAUUUUCCAGCUAGAAAAAUCAACGCAACUGUAACACUCACCACUGCUGGUUAUUUUUCUUAUCCUCCAUUAGGACUUAUUUAUCCUCAAGCAAAUUUGGUAACACCGGCAACGGCAUUACGUACUCAACGUGGCGGUGACGUUCCUCUCGCAAUUCCCUGCAUUGGUGGAUUAGCUGUCGAACAGAAAGAACCUAUCGAUCUUAGUAUUAGGUCUAGUCGGAGUUCAACUAGAUCUAAUAAUAAUCUUACGGAAAAUGAGGACAACGAUGACGACGAUGAUAACGAAUCCAAUGAAAAAGAUGACAGUUCGAAUAGCGAUAGUUCAAUUAACGGGGAAACUAAAAGAAAAGGAAAACCUUUGGAUUUAACAUUGACGGUUAAAAGCUCCUCGUUAUCGUUUAUGCUUUAAGGAACAUUUUUAUAAAUCUUAAAAACUCAGAUGGGUAGGCUCUGGUCUUGAAAUAAUAUAAUAUGUGUUCAUUAUUUGUACAAUGGAACUUCCAGUAUUUAACGAUUCUAGUGUUUUUCCAUGAUCCCCAUUAUCUAAAUGCAUUAUUAUUCAAACGUUCUGUGUAACAGUGGUUCUCAAACUUUUCAUAUUCUAAGCCCCCUUUAAUAGAAAUCUAUAAAGUUUAUCAUUAAAUGAAGUUAAAUGUUCUUUUUAUAUUAAAGGAUUAACUAAAAAUAAAUAAAAUACGUUUUUUUCUGCACAGGUUUCAGCCAAAAAAAAUAAUUAAUAGUUUAAUGGCUUGCACCAAGUCCGAUUAGAUUUUGUAUUUUAUCAUAUCGAAUAUAUGUUACGCAGUGAACGUUUUAGGAACCACUGGUUAUACAUUUUCCUAUUUCUGUGUCAUUUACUAUUAUUAAAAUAAUAAAAUCGAGAUGUGGUAAAUCCUUUGUACCAUGUUAUAUCUUUUUUAUUGCUCCAUUUGAGAAAUUGAUAUCGUACGCAAUUACAAU